This is a messenger RNA of Staurois parvus, 904 nucleotides long. Lineage: Eukaryota; Metazoa; Chordata; Amphibia; Anura; Ranidae. The record is from the annotation of a GenBank genome assembly.
AUGCACGUAUAUAGCUUUAGGGGUGUCAGGCAUCUGUGUAAGUUCAAGUUCUGCAUCCCUCGACCAUUCUCUGAUUAUUCUCCUCAGACCACUCCUGUCAAAAAGACAAGACAAGAAGAUGAGGAAAACCAGCCACAAGUCACCUCUUCUCCCCUGAGCCCCGAACAGCUGGACCGCAUUCAGAAGAAUAAAGCGGCUGCGCUACAGAAACUCGCAGCCCGCUAUGUGCCCGAAGGAUUCGGGGAAAGCUGGAAGCAGGAGCUGCUUUCUGAGUUUGCCAAGCCUUACUUUGUGAAGUUGACAAAUUACGUCUCAGAAGAACGGAAGCGAUGCACUGUAUAUCCCCCUCCUCACCAGGUCUUUACCUGGACUCAGAUGUGUGACAUUAGAGAUGUGAAGGUUGUCAUUUUGGGGCAGGAUCCUUACCAUGGACCCAAGCAGGCUCAUGGAUUGUGCUUUAGUGUUCAGAAGCCUGUACCACCUCCACCCAGCCUGGAAAACAUGUACAAGGAGCUUCAAGUGGAUAUUGAUGGUUUUGAGCACCCUGGACAUGGUGAUCUAUCUGGGUGGGCCAAACAAGGAGUUCUCCUUUUAAAUGCUGUGCUGACUGUGAAAGCCCACAAUGCUAAUUCACAUAAAGACAGAGGCUGGGAGCAGUUUACAGACUCUGUUGUGUCUUGGCUGAACAAGAACCUUGAAGGCUUGGUCUUCAUGCUUUUAUUGGGGAGCCUACGCCCAGAAGAAAGGAAUCGGUAUUGACAGAAAGCGCCAUCUUGUGCUGCAAACAGUCCAUCCUUCUCCUCUGUCAGCUCACCGUGGAUAUUUUGGUUGUCAACACUUCUCUAAAACAAACACUUACCUGCAGAGUGUGAGUAAAAAACCAAUUGACUGGAAGGAUUUGUGA